Molecule: messenger RNA, 1712 nt
Organism: Gadus morhua (Atlantic cod)
Lineage: Eukaryota; Metazoa; Chordata; Actinopteri; Gadiformes; Gadidae
Exons: 2
Coding region: 921-1712 (263 amino acids)
Source: RefSeq, a predicted model, not a curated record
ACUCUGCGGCCUCCUCAAGUUAACUGGCUGAGUUUUCUGCCGAAGCAGUUCUUAAAAGUCAUAAAUCAGGCUGACCGGGAGUGGAUCGCACAGAUCCUAUAUGACCGAACAGGACAGCUAAAACAAAAGCACACUCAGAACUGGUACCAUCCUCCAAGCCCCACUAGAUCCACCUCACCUCCAGAUCCACUGCACUACUUUAGGCAGCGGAUGUUCCUGUGGGCUCCAAUGAGGAUGUGGAGCAUCCCUCUUAAAUGCACGUCGUGUAAAAGGAAGAUGCACCACUCUGGCAUUUACACCAAAGUGAGAGAGGUGAUAGAUGUGGACUCCAGGUAUUAUCUGAUAGGUGGAGACUACCCAAGGUGCAGCAAAUGCAUGAUCCCUGUCUGCCCUUGGAGUAGUGAGAUCUUGCAGCAGCUGGAUCCCUCCCACCGUAACAAGUUUCCUGCUGUCCUAACGACACAGCAGGCACUGGACAGGAAGUGUGUCACAAUGUUGCGACCACGCACGGUAGGGAACAGCUCCAGCUACUCGCAACAGGUCUUGCAGGAGGUGCACAGCGAGGAGUGGGCGAGGCGUACUAUCGACUACCUCACUGAUUGUGAGGUCCAUAAAAUUUCGUGCGUCCUCACCCAGUCCGAACCUGUAUAUCAACAGCCACCCACCUUCAGUCGUCUGCCCCUGGCUCAGUGGUUUGAAACCGUCCACACGAAUGAGGUUCUUGGCCACCUGGAGGAGUUGAAAGGUGUUAUAACAUCAACUUAUGGCAGAAUCCUAAAGCUGGACUCCACCAAGAAGGUAAAAGUUAACUGAUGUAAAUUUGUUCUCAUUCGUGUUUAUUAGUAUGUCCAAUGAUUUGCUAAUUUCUUCUGUAGAUCACUAAAAAGCUGGCAGGUGGCAUUGAGAACACGGCCACGUGGAUGAGCAACAUCGGCAAUGAACUUGGCCAAGUUCUCAACUCAGUGCUGACCACUGGUGAGGGGGCUGGCCUUGAUGACCUGUGCCAAGGCGUUGUCCGGAGGUACAGGGAUGCUGGUGAGCCAGAGCCAGAUGCCAUAUAUGUGGACAGGGACUGCUGCAGUGAGUCAGGGGAGAGCCCAGUUCUCACUUGGUUUCGUCCAUGGACCUUCACAGUGAGACUGGAUGUGUUUCAUUUCAUGAGGCGUUUUACCAAUGGCCUGACCACUGAGCACCAUCCACUAUAUGGCACAUUCUGCUCAAAACUUUCCAGCUGCAUUUUCAAAUGGGACAAAGCAGACAUUGAAAAGUUGCAGCAGGCCAAGAGGGCAGAGCUGGUGAAAAAACACCCGGGUCACAAUCCUACCCACAGCCAGGUGUUAGCGAGCAUCACCACCAGCGAACUCGCUAAGCACUGCCGCAGGAAAACGCGAGGGGUUGAGGAGACUCGCGCCCUCAUCCAACAACUGUUGGACUCCAUGUGGGACCUCACAGACACCACAGGGUUAUCGCUCAUCAACCAGGAGAGCAUGUCUCGUGUGUGGGAGGUGCAGCAGAAGCACUUGCCCUGCAUCCAAGAUCCAACUGGUGUACAGUUGUACAUCAACACCGGAUCAAAGUUGGAGAAGGGGGAUAAAGCACUUGACGUCCUGAGAUGUGCCAGAGGGUCAUCCUCUCUCGAGAGCUUUCAUAAGCAUCAAUGCUGUUUCAUCCCAGGCAAGUUGAAACACUUAACAUUUAAAAUCCUUUGUUAA